CAUUUCAUUUACCACAUAUCUAUAUCUCCUCUAUAAAAACUUAGAUCCGUUUCUUAGAGUGUCACCGGCGAUAAAAGAUAGCAAUGGCACCAAAACGAUGGUUGUAUGUAUCGUUAUUAGUAGUUCAACAUGAUAUGUUGGCUAAAACGAACAAAUCUACCAAAUCGGUCAGAAUAGCUUGCAGAUGUUUAAGGAGUCCCUUGGUGAGACGGUUAAGCGAGCUUCCAGUGGAGAAACAGACCAAAUACAUGAUGGACCAGAAGGAUCUCAUGAACAAGAUGAUCCAAGACGCAAAGAAGAAGUUGGAGAAGGAGAAGAUGCAUACUCGUGCAAUGAAACUUGGGUUAAUGGCUGCGUCUAAUGAUCUAAUCACCGAUACUGAUUGUUCGGAGGAACUGGCCAAAGCGGCCGAUGUGGUUGAUAAGAAGCACAAAGCCAUCAUAGAGAGAAUCAAGGCUGUAAAAGCAGGAGCACCAAUCCUUAAGAGAGAGUAGGAUGUUUUCAAAUAAUAUUUUAUCUUGUUUAUUUCAUGGUUUUUAAUUGUUUUCAGAUUAAGAUGGUUUGCUUUGGAUUGAUGAUGUUAAAAAUUAUGUUCUAUGAUUUGCUUGUGCACUCUUCAUCAGAAGGAUUAGGAUCGAAUGAUAUGAAUCUCUUUGGCCUUUGUGUGGUGUAAUAUGAUAUGUUCGGUUUAUGACCAGAUUUGUUUUAUAUUUUGGAAGA
Arabidopsis lyrata subsp. lyrata is the source of this 720-nucleotide messenger RNA. RefSeq lists its product as uncharacterized. The transcript has 3 exons. The coding region runs from base 84 to 494 and encodes 136 amino acids. NCBI's taxonomy places the organism in Eukaryota, Viridiplantae, Streptophyta, Magnoliopsida, Brassicales, Brassicaceae. The record is from RefSeq and is a predicted model, not a curated record.